AUGAGCAGCUUCGAGAAACUACAAGAGUCCCUCAGUUCGUGUCAUGCAAAACUUGACAACAACGCUGAAAUUCUUGUUACACAGGGAGAAUUGAUCGCAUCUCAGCAGGAAAUAAUAAGGACUCUGCAAACUGAAAAUGAAGCUCUAAAGCAGAAAAUUGAUGACCUGUCGAUGCAAGCCGACGAUCUGGAGCAGUGUGGAAGACGAAAUACUUUGGAAAUACACGGUAUUCCAGUCGCAGAUCGGGAGGUCGUCUCAAAGGUGGUGCUCCAAACUUGCCAAGCUGUAGGUGUGCAGAUAGGUGCAGAAGAGAUUGACUGCUGUCAUCGUCUUAAAAAGCGACCUGAUUCACGAAAUCCGCCACCAAUCAUAGUGAAGUUUGUUCGACGCACGAUCGCUCACGAGAUUAUGCAGCAAAAGCGCAGUGUUAACAAGCUGUCGAUCAGGCGCAUGGGGAUGCAAGGUGAGACCCACCCAGUUUAUAUAAACUUGUCUUUAACGGCUCCACGAAAAAUACUUCUCUCCAAAGUUAGAAAACUUCAAAAGGAAUUUGGCUUCAAAUAUGUUUGGGUGGACAAGACUAGUACAAUAAAGAUAAGAAUUGUUGAGAACGGUAGAAUCUAUACCGUACGAUGUGAGAAGGACUUGAAAGCUGUACCAACUACAGUCAAUUGUUGA
Molecule: messenger RNA, 678 nt
Organism: Nilaparvata lugens (brown planthopper)
Lineage: Eukaryota; Metazoa; Arthropoda; Insecta; Hemiptera; Delphacidae
Exons: 1
Coding region: 1-678 (225 amino acids)
Source: RefSeq, a predicted model, not a curated record